Sinocyclocheilus anshuiensis is the source of this 2922-nucleotide messenger RNA. Its product is annotated as 6-phosphofructo-2-kinase/fructose-2,6-bisphosphatase 4-like. The transcript has 15 exons. Gene Ontology annotation, molecular function: ATP binding; 6-phosphofructo-2-kinase activity; fructose-2,6-bisphosphate 2-phosphatase activity. The coding region runs from base 90 to 1601 and encodes 503 amino acids. Gene Ontology annotation, biological process: fructose metabolic process; fructose 2,6-bisphosphate metabolic process. The record is from RefSeq and is a predicted model, not a curated record. Lineage: Eukaryota; Metazoa; Chordata; Actinopteri; Cypriniformes; Cyprinidae. Gene Ontology annotation, cellular component: cytosol.
GUGUGCGCUUGUGUUUUCACAUACUUGUCCUCCUUUAUACCUCAAGGCUCGAGCAUCAAAAUAAAGCACUAACACACAAAACGAGGACAAUGAGGGGCGCCGGCCGGUCCAAAAACACGCAGAAUCUGGAUAAGAGGGAGACGACGGAUAAAAUGAAUGCAACAGAGGACAGCACGGAGCAAAGCGGUAACAGUCUAACCCGAGAGCUCACACAGAAUCCUUUAAAGAAAAUAUGGGUGCCAUCCUCCACUAACGGCCUUCCAGACAGACACAUUAGUCAAAGGAAGGUAUGCAUGACCAACUGCCCCACACUUAUAGUAACUGUUGGUCUACCAGCCAGAGGAAAGACCUACAUCUCCAAGAAACUGACACGCUACCUCAACUGGAUUGAUGUUCCAACAAAAGAGUUUAACGUUGGGCAGUACAGACGUGAAUGUGUGAAGAUCUACAAAUCCUUUGAGUUCUUUCGGCCAGACAAUGAAGAGGGGCUUAAAAUCAGGAAGCAGUGUGCAUUGGCAGCUCUCAGUGAUGUACGGCAGUUCCUCACAGACGAAGGCGGCCAGGUAGCGGUUUUUGAUGCCACAAACACAACAAGAGAAAGGAGGGAGACGAUCCUCAGAUUUGCAGAGCAGAAUGGUUUCAAGGUUUUCUUUGUGGAAUCUGUGUGUGAAGACCCGGAUGUUAUUGCCGAGAACAUUGUGCAAGUGAAGUUGGGCAGUCCAGACUACACACACUGUAACACAGAAGAGGCCGUCGCAGACUUUAUGAAGAGGAUAAAAUGUUAUGAGAACUCUUAUCAGCCACUGGAUGAGGAACUGGACAGGGACCUUUCGUUUAUUAAGAUCAUUGAUGUGGGGCGGCGGUACCUGGUGAACCGAGUCCAGGACCACAUACAGAGCCGAAUAGUGUACUACCUCAUGAAUAUCCACAUCACGCCCCGCUCCAUCUACUUGUGCCGGCAUGGAGAGAGUGAUCUGAACAUCAAAGGUCGUAUCGGUGGAGAUUCAGGGCUCUCGGCCAGGGGAAAGGAGUUUGCUAAGUCUUUGGGCCAGUUUAUCCACUCGCAGAAUAUCCAUGAUUUGAAGGUGUGGACGAGUCAGAUGAAGAGGACCAUACAGACGGCUGAAGCUGUGGAAGUGCCAUACGAACAGUGGAAAGCUCUCAAUGAGAUUGAUGCCGGUGUUUGUGAGGAGCUCAUGUAUGAGGAGAUCCAGCAGAGAUAUCCACUGGAGUUUGCAUUACGAGACCAGGACAAAUAUCGUUAUCGCUAUCCCAAAGGAGAGUCUUAUGAAGACUUGGUCCAGCGGCUGGAGCCGGUGAUCAUGGAGUUAGAGCGGCAGGAGAACGUUCUGGUCAUCUGUCAUCAAGCGGUCAUGAGAUGCCUGCUGGCCUACUUUCUGGACAAGACUGCAGAGGAACUGCCUUACCUGAAAUGCCCUCUACACACAGUAUUGAAGUUAACACCGAUGGCCUAUGGUUGUAAGGUGGAGUCAGUCUGUUUGAACGUGGAUGCUGUGAAUACACACAGAGACAGACCAUCGAAUAUUAAUGUACACCGCACUGCCAAGGACGCCCUACAGACCGUCCCGCCUCACCUCUGACCUACAAUCUCUCUUCACUACACCAGUGUCUCUCAUCCGAGCCCGGGUUUACCAUUACAAAAGGUUAACCCUGCCUUCAGACAGACCCCCGCUCAAGUUCUGGUCUGUCAUGUUAACCGGUUAAUUAGUUGCUGUGAGAUUUCUACUGGUUGUAUAUAGUAUAUGAUUUCUCACUCCAUGUUUUGAAAGAGCCAUAAUCAGUUUACAUGGCAUGAGAUACACGUAGCCUGGAAGAUUUUGUUUGCACUUACGGGGUUUGGGAAAUAUGCGUUUGGGUGGAUGUUACUAUGGCUCUUAUAUGUAUAUGUAAUAUACAUAUAUUUAUGUCAUUUAUACCGAUGGGAUCUGCAGGUAUGUUAUUUUGCUGCUCCUCCAAUAGUGCUCUCAUUUUGUCAAUUCUAAAAGGUCAUCUCUCUGUUAUUUUGAGGGAUGGAUGAGUGUACAUGUGUGUACAUACAGAACAGAGGAAACACUCAUUGUGUCAAAAACUGUAUUUACUUCAUCUCCCUCUAAUGAUAGAAUGACUUUAUUUAUCUUCGUUUUUUAUGUUCUUUAAGAGUUUAGAUAUAAAUAUCAACCUGGCAUUUAAAUUCAAACACUGACCAUUGAUUCAAGUACUAGUUAUUUUAAAUCAACACUGACAGAUAUUCAGGCAGGUAUUUUUAUAUCAUCUACAUUUUAACUGUGCAGAAUAUUCUGACUUUCCAACAGUGAGUUUAACUGCAUGUUUCUGAGAAAAUGAAGUGCUUGUGAGAGAAACAUAAGCUGUUUGUUACAUUAACAAAUUUGGGAACAAGAUAAAAGUCUCAGUAUUUGUAUUACAAUAUCCUCUGCAAUGAUUCAUCAAUUUCCAUUUCUAUGUAAAGGUUAGAAUGGAUAGACUCUUCAUAGGUUUAUCUGGGUCUGUCCAAUGUUAUCUGUAAUGUCCAGUAAAACAUGACUGUAUUGUUGCCUCAAACCAUGUCCAAAGAGUGCUGUGGUAUAUAAUGUGCAUUUGAAACAGAUCUCGACUAUUUAAAUUAGAUUUUCUGGAGUAUGACUAGUAGUAUUGUUAUGACCAUUUUGGUGCCAGUAUCACACUAAAUAAAUAAAGCUAUGUUUUGAUGUAGUAGUGCAUCGAUAGUAAAUAGUCACAGAUUUGAAUUCAUUGAAUAGACUGUCUGUGUAACCAAAUCAUUUUCAUACACCAAUGUUGACGUAACAAAGAGACAAAUAUUCUACAAAUACAGCAGCAUCAUUGGUAAAUAAUAUAUUUGAUGUCAAAUUACAUUGAUUUUUUGGAACUGUUGAAAAUACAAACCGUGUUUGAAUUGUAUCUCCU